Aplosporella prunicola CBS 121167 is the source of this 999-nucleotide messenger RNA. RefSeq lists its product as uncharacterized. The coding region runs from base 1 to 999 and encodes 332 amino acids. The transcript has a single exon. The record is from RefSeq and is a predicted model, not a curated record. Lineage: Eukaryota; Fungi; Ascomycota; Dothideomycetes; Botryosphaeriales; Aplosporellaceae.
AUGCAGUUCCUCACCCUAAUCCUCUACUUCAUCGCCAGCGUCCACGCCGUCACCGUGCCUCCCAGCAAAUGGAACUACACGUACCCCUGGCCGGUGCAGUACUACAACCUAACAUCGCAGGAGCAAACGCUGUCAAUGGCGUACAUGGACGUCAGGCCAAACAGCACCAGCAGCACCAGCUCAGGAAAUGAUAGCACGAUCGUGCUCCUGCACGGCAAGAACUUCUGCGGCGCAACCUGGGAGCGCACAGCGCGCCUGCUCGCAGCCCACGGCUACCGCGUCAUCAUACCCGACCAGAUCGGGUUCUGCAAGUCGUCGAAGCCGCGCGCGUAUCAGUUCUCACUGCAGCAGCUGGCGCGCAACACGCGCGACCUGCUGCAGAGGCUCGGCAUCACGAGGGCGACGAUGCUCGGGCACUCGAUGGGGGGGAUGCUGGCCGCGCGCUUCGCUCUCGCGUACCCCGACCUCACUGCGCGGCUCGUUCUCACGAACCCGCUUGGGCUGGAGGACUGGGUGGCCUUGGGGGUGCCGUGGCAGAGCAUCUCAGCGGGGUAUGCGACGGAGCUAGCGAGCAACUUCUCCAGCAUCAAGGCGUACCAGCAGAGCACGUACUACGCGGGGACGUGGGACGGGGCGUACGACGAGUGGGUGGCGAUGCUGGUGUCGGUGUACGAGCUGGCGGGCGAGGGCGACACGUUCGCGUACGACAUGGCGCUGACGACGGAUAUGGUGCUCACGCAGCCGGUGGUGUAUGAGCUGGGGGCACUGAAGAUGGCGACGCUGCUGCUGAUCGGGCAGGAGGAUAAUACGGCGAUUGGGAAGGCGUGGGCGCCCGAGGAGGUCAAGCCUUUGCUGGGCCAUUACGACGUUUUGGGGAAGCAGACCGCGGACAGGAUUCCUGGAGCUACGUUGGUGGAGUUUGAGGGGCUGGGCCAUGCGCCCCAGAUUCAGGACCCCGAGGCUUAUCAUGCUGCGCUUUUGGAGUGGCUUGGAAAGUAA